AUGGAGUUUGCCAUGACCCUCGAUGAGCGCCUGUCUCUUCGGCAAGAGCUGCUAGAUGCUGAUGACAAGUUCAUACUGGAUAUUCCUAAAGUAGAACUCCACGUCCACAUCGAAGGCACCUUGACUCCCGAGCUACGAUGGGAACUUGCCAAGAGAAACAACCAGACCCUCAAGCUUGAGCGCACUGGAACUGUGUACCGCAGCCUCGAGCAGCUUAGAGAGUCAUAUACUAUUAUCCAACCACGACCAGGACAUCGCAUCGAUAACACCGAGGAAAGCUUUACUUUCUUUGAGGCUUACUAUGGGGGCUUUGAAGUACUCGUGACAGAGCAAGACUUCUACGAUCUCGCGAUGAAUUACUUCGAGCGCGCUGCUGCGAUGAAUGUUAAGUACUGUGAACCUUUCUUCGAUCCGCAGGGACACACAAGACGCGGUGUUGCGUUUCACACCAUUAUGAAUGGGUUUCGCAGAGCUCAGAAGGAAGCCGAGGCGCGCUUGAAUCUCAAAUCGAAAUGGAUCAUGUGCUUUCUUCGUGACGAAUCAGUCAAAUCAGCCAUGGAGACAUAUGAAUCUGUUCUACCGUAUAAGGACAUGGUUGUCGGUAUUGGCCUUGACUCUGAUGAAAACGACAGACCUCCUCUCAUGUUUGCAGAAGUCUACAACAGGGCUAGAAAAGAUGGCUUCCGCAUCACAGCACACUGCGAUGUGGGACAGAAAGACACCCACCAGAACAUCCGUCAAGUCGCAUCUGACAUUAGUUCCACUGGCGCAGACCGUAUUGACCAUGGUCUCAACGCAGCGCAAGACCCAGAGCUCAUUCGUGUCAUCAAAGAACGAGGUAUCGGUAUGACGAUCACACCUUGGGGAUAUCUUCGUCAUGAGCCUGUCGACGAGAUCUUCCCGAGAAUCCGAACUUUGUUCGAUGCUGGAAUUCCGCUCUCCAUUGGGAGCGAUGACCCGGCGUAUAUGGAGGAUUGCUGGAUCUUGCACGAUCUGCUUCUGGUCAAGAAGAUGUGCGAUUUCAGCGAUGAGGAUAUGGUGAGAUUGACGAGUCAUUCUGUUGAUAUGUGCUGGGCGGAUGAGAAAGUAAAAGAUGAGAUCAGACAAGAGCUUGAUGAGGUAUUGGCCAAGCACUCGAAGUGA
Messenger RNA from Fusarium pseudograminearum CS3096, 1143 nucleotides. RefSeq lists its product as uncharacterized. Lineage: Eukaryota; Fungi; Ascomycota; Sordariomycetes; Hypocreales; Nectriaceae. The coding region runs from base 1 to 1143 and encodes 380 amino acids. The record is from RefSeq and is a predicted model, not a curated record. The transcript is spliced from 2 exons. Gene Ontology annotation, molecular function: adenine deaminase activity. Gene Ontology annotation, biological process: hypoxanthine salvage; adenine catabolic process; purine ribonucleoside monophosphate biosynthetic process. Gene Ontology annotation, cellular component: cytosol.